Saccharomyces kudriavzevii IFO 1802 is the source of this 552-nucleotide messenger RNA. It is a transcript of the gene LRP1, whose product is annotated as Lrp1p. The transcript has a single exon. The record is from RefSeq and is a predicted model, not a curated record. Gene Ontology annotation, biological process: regulation of gene expression; maturation of 5.8S rRNA. Gene Ontology annotation, cellular component: exosome (RNase complex); nucleolus. Gene Ontology annotation, molecular function: DNA binding; RNA binding. NCBI's taxonomy places the organism in Eukaryota, Fungi, Ascomycota, Saccharomycetes, Saccharomycetales, Saccharomycetaceae. Bases 1 to 552 code for a protein of 183 amino acids.
AUGGAAGAUAUUGAGAAGAUAAAACCGUACGUUAGAAGUUUUUCGAAUGCGCUGGACGAGUUAAAGCCAGAAAUAGAAAAAUUAACAUCGAAACCGCUCGACGAACAGCUGCUGCUACUGUCUAAUGAGAGAGCUAGGCUAGAACUGGUCAACCGUUACGCGUAUGUCUUGAGUUCCUUGAUGUUUGCCAGCAUGAAGGUGUUGGGUGUCAGAGACAUGACUCCCAUACUCAACGAACUGAAAAGGGUGAAAUCAUACAUGGAUAAAGCUAAACAAUAUGAUAAUAAGAUAUCCAAAUCUAAUGAGAGGUCGCAGGCGGAACAAGAAAAGGCUAAGAAUAUUAUAUCCAAUGUCUUGGAUGGUAAUAAAAACCAGUUCGAACCCUCCAUAAGCAAUUGCAAUUUCCAGGGUAAGCAUACGAAAUUCGAAAACAAUGAACCGGCGACCAGUACAGUGACCAAGAUUAUUAGCAAUACUGAACAGAUAAGGAAGUCGAGCAAUAAAAAAAUCAAAAAGCCGGACAGAGUAAACAAGAAAAAGGGAGGGAAAUAG